Molecule: messenger RNA, 2784 nt
Organism: Sodiomyces alkalinus F11
Lineage: Eukaryota; Fungi; Ascomycota; Sordariomycetes; Glomerellales; Plectosphaerellaceae
Product: Noc2-domain-containing protein
Exons: 3
Coding region: 1-2784 (927 amino acids)
Biological process (GO): ribosomal large subunit biogenesis
Cellular component (GO): Noc2p-Noc3p complex; nucleoplasm; Noc1p-Noc2p complex
Source: RefSeq, a predicted model, not a curated record
AUGGCUUCAUUGUUGGGGGAUACUGGGAGCAACGUCAGUCACGCGGGGCAGAAUCUCACUCAACUCACCCCCACACAAGAGUUCCUCCAGUUCCGAUUUCUCGCCUUUCUUCUUGUCCAUCAUCUCGAGACGCGAACGACCAACGCAAAGCAAACAAAUUUGACAGCAGCGCAAGUACACAAACUUGCUGCGCUCCCGUCGCCCAAGAUGCCUCCCACCAAGAAAAACCUCAAAGCUACGAAAAAGUUCGAGAAGAACCAUCUAACCAAGACCCUCGACAAGCGGAAGCAAGGCGUCAAGGUCAAGCAACGCCUCCAAAUCAAAGCGAAGAAGCAGUCGAAACGGGCCAAGGAUGCUGCCUUUUACAAGGGCGAGCAAGAGGACAAUGCGUCCAAGGAUACGACCAAGAAGGACGCCAAGGUCAGCCAAAUGAGCGUCGACGACUUUUUCAAAGGCGGAUUCGAGAUGAUCGGCAAGGGGAAUGCAAAGUCCAAGGGCCAGGCGACACAAGCACAGCAGGCGAAAAAGUCCGGCAAACUGGGCAAACGGAAACGAGAUGCGCCAGCUUCCGACCAUGAAGACGCCGCCGAGGACUCUGCCGACGACGACAGCAUGUCGGAUAUGUCGGUGGAGGAACAACUCGUCCCGAGCGACAGCGACGAAGACGACGACGACGAUGCCGGUAGCGAUGCCGAUGACGACGCCGGCAUGAGCAAGAAGGCCAUGCAAGAGCUCGCCGAGAAAGACCCCGCCUUCUUCAAGUUCCUCAGGGAGCACGACCCCGAAGCUCUCGACUUUGACGAGAACGCCGAUCUGGCCGAGGUCGACGCACUCAGCGGUGGCAGCGACGACGAAGCCUCCUCAGACGACGACGACGACGACGACGAGCAACCCAAGAAGAAGCGAAAGAAGGAAAACGCCAAAAAGAAACAAAAAGUCGACGAAAGUGCCGCCCCCGAUAACGAACUCACCAGGAAAAUGGUGGCCAAGUGGAAGGCGUCCAUGGAGGAAAAGAAGUCGCUGCGCGCAGCGAGACAGGUCGUCCUGGCCUUCCGGUGCGCCGCUCACCUGAACGAGGACGACCCCGAGAACGCCACGAGCGCUCGCUACACCAUCAACAGCCCCCAGGUCUUCCACGACAUCCUCAUCACCGCGCUGAAUCUCGUCCCCGAAGUCAUCGCCAGCCACCUGCCCGCCAAGCAGUCCGCCUCGGGCAAGGUCUACGUCUCGACCGACACCAAGAAGUUCCAGACCCUGUCCAUCAUGAUCAAGACCUACACCGCCACCGUCAUCCACCUGCUCGGCACCCUCUCGGACGACGCCACCCUCAAGCUCACCAUCAGCUCCCUGGAGCCCCUCCUCCCCUUCCUGCUCUCGUUCCGCAAGCUGCUCAAGGUCCUCGUCAAGACCGUCGUCAGCUACUGGGCCCGCCCCGCCAGCUCCGAGACCACCAAGAUCACCGCCUUCCUCGUCCUCCGCCGGCUUAUCGUCAUCGGCGACGCCGGCCUCCGCGAGACCACCCUCAAGGCCAUCUACCAGGGCUUCGUCCAGAGCGCCCGCGUCACCAACCACAACACCCUACCGGGCAUCAACCUGAUGAAGAACUCGGCCGCCGAGCUCUGGGGCAUGGACCAGGGCGUCGGCUACACCACCGCCUUCACCUUCAUCCGCCAGCUGGCCAUCCACCUCCGCAACAGCAUCGUCCACAACAAGGACGCCGCCUUCCGCAUCGUCUACAACUGGCAGUACACCCACUCGCUCGACUUUUGGUCCACCGUCCUCGCGGAGCACUGCAGCGCCGCCCGCAUCGCCGAGGCCGGCAAGGAAUCCCAGCUCAAGCUGCUCAUCUACCCGCUGGUCCAGGUCACCCUCGGCGCCGCCCGCCUCAUCCCCACCGCCACCUACUUCCCGCUCCGCUUCCACCUGCUCCGCGCCCUCCUCCGCCUCUCCCGCGCCACCGGCACCUACAUCCCCCUCGCGCCCCUGCUCCUCGAGGUCCUCGAUUCGGCCGAGCUCCGCCGCGCCCCGAAACCCGCCUCCCUCAAGCCCCUCGACUUCCGCGCCGCCUACAAGGCCCCCAAGGCCUACCUCCGCACCCGCGUCUACCAGGACGGCGUGGGCGAGCAGGUCGCCGAGCUGCUGGCCGAGUUCUUCGCCGUGUGGUGCAAGAACAUCGCCUUCCCCGAGAUGGCCCUCCCCGUCACCAUCCUCCUCAAGCGGUGGUUGAAGCGCGUGCGACGGGGCGAGACUCGCGGGCCCCCGUCUAAGAACGAUGGCAAAGGAAAAGGAAGGGGCAAGGGCAAGGGCAAGGGCAAGGGCAAGAGUGAUAAGAGCGGCGGCGGCAACCGCAACGCCAAGGUGUCGGGCGCCAUCGUCCUGGUGGUGCAGAAGCUCGAGGCCAACGCGGCCUUCAUCGAGGAGAAGCGGUCCAAGGUCGACUUUGCGCCCAAAGAUCGCACCCAGGUGGAGGCUUUUCUGCGGGACUUUGACUGGGAGAAGACGCCGCUGGGUGCCUAUGUCGUGGCGCAGCGCAAGUUGCGCGCCGAGAAGCUCAAGAUGAUGGAGGACGCUAGGAGAGAGGAUGACCGGCGGAGACGUGAGGAGGAAGGCGGGGAUAUCGAGUUUCAGGACGAAGAAGACGACGCAGGAGAAGAGAUAAACGGAGCAGAAGAGGACGAGGAGGAGGAUGACGACGGGUUCGAUGACGACGAGCUCGAGGACAACGAUGACGAUGACGACGAGGCGGAGGAUGGGGCUGAGGAGACAGACGAGGAGAGCGACUAG